GAGUAAUUUGCAUUGUUUAAUUACAAAGUUGCCACUCUGCAUCUUCCUCACAUGCCCGAAAAUCCCAAGGAACUUCGGCCUCCAGGGCCUCUUCCCUCCCGACACCUCGUCUCGUCUCGACCAGCUUCGUGUUCUCAGUCUCCGCAAUAACUCCUUAUCUGGUUCUCAGCUCCGAAUCUUCAAUGUAUCUGCAAACAAUUUCACAUAUCCUCCUCCGAUUUGGCCCACCCUCGUUUUCGGGAAACCAGUAUCCCUGAGGGGAGAUCGUUCACACGGCAUGCAAUUCUCACUCCCCGUUUCUGUCCCUCCAAUGCCUCCAGCUCCCCGAGCUGAAUUGCAGGGAAUCGUGGUCGUUCCUUCGCAGAGACGCGCGCUGAGAGACAAAGUAAGAAGGAGCCACCGUCACAGUGAAGAACAAGCAAUGAAGGAGAGAAAGGAAGAAAGAAAAAAAAUUGAAGGAUGGAGGGAGCUUUUUCGAGGUUGGGAGUGUGGAAAGAAGAAGAUGCAGAGUGCAAACUUAUUUGCACCAAAUUUUCUUAGGAUUUUAAAUUGCUUUCCCCAUUUUACGAGAUUUGAGGGUAAAUUAGAGUCUUUUUGUGUUCAAUAGUGAUUUUCCCCAAAUUGAAGGCACCCAAAGUAAUUCAACGCAUGCUUGGUUACUAUUUUUGA
Messenger RNA from Prosopis cineraria, 669 nucleotides. RefSeq lists its product as uncharacterized. The coding region runs from base 278 to 607 and encodes 109 amino acids. The record is from RefSeq and is a predicted model, not a curated record. NCBI's taxonomy places the organism in Eukaryota, Viridiplantae, Streptophyta, Magnoliopsida, Fabales, Fabaceae. The transcript has 2 exons.